AUGGAUUCAAGCGUGGAACUAGUGCCAGAGGCUCCUCAGCCGCCACCUCGGCAGCUGCUCUCACCUUGCCAAUCACUUAAGCCUAUCGAUGGCAGCUCAGAUAAACUUGCUUCAAACGAUGGCGAAGCCGAGGAUUUAGGACCGCAUAACGAUGCUAUUCCUACCAGCGAUGAUCAUGAUGAUUCGAUAUCGCUGCUCCACGUGCAAGGCAUUCUCAAACAGGAGCCCUCUGUGGGAUCCUCUCUAUUCGCAAAGGACAGUCAAGAUAUCAUGGAUGGUAGCCAAAUGGUGGAGAAUAACAUUGGCGGGGCGGAAAAUCACGAUAAAGAGGACAGUCAUGCCAUGAGCGAUAAUCACAUCGUGGAGGAUGGCUAUGCAAUGAAAGAUGACCAUACCACGGAGGACGAGGAGCAGCAAACGCUACAAGCAUUCGAACCCGAGGCAAACUCUGAAGAGGAUACUUUACCGACAGUAGAUAUUAUCGCUGCCCAAGUGUUGGAUAAUCUCCAAUCACAAAAGUUCGAAGAAUCUGAAGACAGCGAUACAGAUGUCGCCGAAGAAGACGAAGGUUCUGAAUACGACGAUGAAAGCAGCACCUCUUCGAAUAAUGAGUGCGAGCGCGAAGUUCCACCACGAAACUCCGACUCAGCCACAGAGAAGAAGAGCAACAAGCCUCGACGAAAAUUGGCCUUAACAGCACGAGAAUACGCUACUCGAUUCCAUGAGAAAGACGAUAAAAAGCUCGCUCAGAAAAAGGAGGACGACGGAAAGCCGUCAGCCGCAAAACGCUCGCACAAGCGCAAGCGCAAGCUCGCUGGAAACGAUUCAAGACCUUCCAAGGCUCUGAAGACGGCAAGCGGAAAUACUUUUGUCAUAUCUGAAGGUUUCACUUCAACCUCCAAUGAUCACCCAUUACUUCCUGCGCAGUCUAUCGAAGCUAAGACUCAUGCAGAUCAAAUGGCUCAAAUCAUGGCCGGAAUACCUGAAAACUGCGAUAUAAGGCGAAAAACAACGCAGAAAAAAGAUCUGCAAGAGGCGAAAAGCAUAUUCGGCUACAAAAGAAUUGAAGCUGAUAACGGCAAUUGGAAGCUGAAGGGAAUGCAAGCGUCACUUCGCAGCCACCAACUCACAGCCGUUGCUUGGAUGCUCAAGAGAGAGUUGGCUCGAGAUAAACCAUUUGGCGGAAUAUUGGCUGAUACCAUGGGAAUGGGCAAGACAGUCAUGAGCCUCGCCUGUAUUCUUGGUAAUCCAGCGGACGAUGAGCAUAUCGCCAAAUUUUGCAAAGCGACUCUUGUCGUUGUGCCCAGCAAAGAAAUCGCCUUGCAGUGGGAAGCAGAAGCGCAGGUAUGGAUAUUGAAACAAACCCACAUUGGAAAGUAUUCUAGCUAA
This is a messenger RNA of Trichoderma gamsii, 1389 nucleotides long. RefSeq lists its product as hypothetical. Gene Ontology annotation, molecular function: ATP-dependent chromatin remodeler activity; ATP binding. Lineage: Eukaryota; Fungi; Ascomycota; Sordariomycetes; Hypocreales; Hypocreaceae. Bases 1 to 1389 code for a protein of 462 amino acids. The record is from RefSeq and is a predicted model, not a curated record. The transcript has a single exon.